AUGCCAUCUACCGAAAAGCCAAACGCCGCGCGCGCAUUCCCUACCAUCAAGAGCAUCAAGACCUUCAUAACACAAGGACCUGGCUCGGGAGGAGAUUACCACAAUGUUCACGGCGGUCAUUGGCUGAUCGACAGCAAGAUCAGCACUCCCAUGAGCCAGUAUGAGCAGUAUCGCAAAUCAAGAACCUCGUGGGGUAUCAACGUGCUCGGCAGCUUCUGCGUGGAGCUGGAAGCGACGGAUGGGACCAAAGGGUUUGCCACAGGCUUCGGUGGUCCUCCAGCAUGCUGGCUGGUGGCAGAGCACUUUGAGCGAUUCUUGAUCGGCCAAGUUUCGCUGAUGUUCGCAAAAGAUCCGCGGGAUACCAACCACAUGUUCGAGCAAAUGUACCGCGCCUCCAUGUUCUACGGCCGCAAAGGACUGCCAGUUGCAGUUAUAUCUGUUAUCGACCUCGCGAUAUGGGAUCUUCUCGGCAAGAUUCGCAACGAGCCAGUAUACAAAAUGAUUGGCGGAGCCACACGGGAGAGACUUGAUUUCUACUGCACUGGUCCGGAACCCGCGGCAGCCAAGGAGAUGGGCUUCUUCGGAGCCAAGGUCCCGCUGCCAUAUGGCCCAGGCGAGGGUGUCGAAGGCCUGAAGAAGAAUGUGGAGUUUUUGACCAAGCACCGUGAGAGUGUUGGACCGGACUUCCCUCUCAUGGUUGACUGCUACAUGAGCUUGAACGUACCGUAUACCAUCGAGGUGGUCAAGGCGACAGAACACUUGAAUCUCAACUGGUGGGAGGAAUGCUUAUCGCCAGAUGACAGUGAUGGUUUCGAGCAGAUCAAGCGCGCACACCCCAGGAUGAAGUUCACCACUGGAGAGCACGAAUACUCGAGAUACGGCUUCCGCAAGCUUAUCGAAGGGCGCAACUUGGAUAUCCUCCAACCUGAUGUCAUGUGGGUUGGCGGUAUGACUGAGCUGCUCAAGGUCGCAGCCAUGGCAUCUGCAUACGACAUUCCUGUCGUGCCUCAUGCAAGUGGCCCGUACAGCUACCACUUCGUCGUCAGCCAGGCCAAUUCUCCUUUCCAAGAGUACCUCGCAAACUCUCCUGAUGGCAAGUCGGUGUUGCCAGUGUUUGGAAACCUCUUCUUGAACGAGCCUAUUCCCACCAAGGGCUACCUAGACGUCAAGACACUCGACUUGCCAGGAUUUGGCCUCGAACUGAACCCUAACGCCGGCCUCAUUGAUGCUGCGAGGAUCUUGAACCCAGCGCCAAUGAAGUCGCUGAAGCCCGCUGAGGAUGAGCAAGUAGCCGCGACAAACGGCACGAACGGUCGGGCGUAAGAGUGGAAUUGGGUAGUUGUGGCGUUGGAGGAUACCACCUGGCGGCAUGGAAGUAAACAUGGUCACGGCCGCACUUACUACUUUUGUAUAGAUUGUUGGCGUUCAAGCUC
Parastagonospora nodorum SN15 is the source of this 1433-nucleotide messenger RNA. RefSeq lists its product as hypothetical. The record is from RefSeq and is a predicted model, not a curated record. Gene Ontology annotation, biological process: carbohydrate catabolic process. The transcript has 3 exons. Bases 1 to 1323 code for a protein of 440 amino acids. NCBI's taxonomy places the organism in Eukaryota, Fungi, Ascomycota, Dothideomycetes, Pleosporales, Phaeosphaeriaceae. Gene Ontology annotation, molecular function: magnesium ion binding; L-rhamnonate dehydratase activity.